AUGUCUCCUGGUGUGGUUGUUACGGAGGAGGAAGGGCGGAGCAAACUGUCAUCGACGGCGGUUUCUGCUUCUACACAAUGCUUAGACCGAUUCUCUCAGAAUGGUGUUGUUGAUUUGAAGGAACGGAAUUACCUGGGGUUGUCGGAUUGUUCAUCAGUGGACAGUUGUGAUUCAUCUCUUCCAAGCUUGUGUGGUGAGAAAAAGGGGAAUUUGAAUUUGAAGGCUACUGAGUUGAGGUUGGGUCUUCCUGGAUCUCAGUCACCUGAAAGGGAUUUGGAUUUUUACUCAACAAAGCUUGAUGAGAAACCACUGUUCCCUUUGCUUCCUGCUAAAGAUGGAAUGCAAAAGACUGUUGUUUCGGGGAAUAAGAGAGGGUUUGCUGAUACCGUGGAUGGGUUUUCUCAGGGGAAGUUUAAUGUUAAUACAGGGAUUAACGCGAUGCUAUCGCCUAGACCUGUUGGAGCACAGCCUAACACCGUGAAAGAAGUGCCGAGUAAGGUGUUGCAGGAAAGGCCUUGUGCCGCUAGAGGAACUGGACUUAAUCAUGCAGGUGCUGCAUCUAUUGGUACACAGCCUCCAGCUUCUAAGGCACAAGUUGUUGGUUGGCCUCCUAUAAGAUCAUUUAGGAAAAACUCCAUGGCCACUGCUUCCAAGAACAACAAUGAUGAAGUGGAUGGAAAACCAGGUCCCACUGCACUCUUUGUGAAGGUCAGUAUGGAUGGUGCUCCCUAUCUUAGGAAGGUUGAUCUAAGAACUUAUACAGCAUAUCAGGAACUUUCUUCUGCCCUUGAGAAGAUGUUCAGCUGUUUUACCCUAGGUCAGUGUGGUUCCCAUGGAGCUCCAGGUAGAGAAAUGUUGAGUGAGAGCAAGCUAAGGGACCUUUUGCAUGGUUCAGAAUAUGUUCUCACCUAUGAAGAUAAAGAUGGAGACUGGAUGCUUGUAGGGGAUGUACCAUGGGAAAUGUUCAUUGAUACUUGCAGAAGGCUGAAAAUCAUGAAGGGUUCUGAUGCCAUUGGCUUAGCUCCCAGGGCAAUGGAAAAGUCUAAAAGCAGGAGUUAG
Messenger RNA from Vicia faba (fava bean), 1059 nucleotides. Lineage: Eukaryota; Viridiplantae; Streptophyta; Magnoliopsida; Fabales; Fabaceae. The record is from the annotation of a GenBank genome assembly.